AUGGGGAGCUAACACUCAAUCUGACUCAGCCAGUCAGGGGGAAGAUAUGCAGUCUGGAUGGGUGCACUGUCUGCCUUCUGCUCAAGAGACAGAAGCCCUCUGUUGCUCAUUUGCCUCUCUGUCUGUUGUCUUUCUCUCUUUUUCUCUUCCCCUCUUCCCCUCUCACUCUUUCUCUCAAUUUCAAGCCAUCCCAUCUGUAUGUGAUUUAGGCGCAGGCUCAGGGGAGAGGCAAGUCCGCUAGGAGAGAGGAAUCAGUGCAGGGAGGGAGGGAGAGAAAGAGAGGAAGUCCACACAAGUUUGUUUAACAGGACUCAGCCCGGGCCGGGACUAGGCGCAGUGCCGCAUCUGGAGGUCGGAGCAGUGGAAAAGUGAAGCCAACGGGUGCAGCAGAGCAAGAGGAGCUGCCCAGAGACUUUCCUACGGCCAGGAGACACUGACAGGGACACAGACAGAGAGGGGGGAUCAGUGCUCCACUGGGCAAACACACAAAUAUGGCUGCUAAAUCUCUGUCCUGCCUCUGCCUUCUAUACAUCCUCUCAGGGAUUGUCUAUCCAGCUUCUGCCGCCAGGCUUGGGGAACAGCAACAGUCGGGGCUGAAAGUGUGUGGAAAGGGAUUUUUCCUGAGCGAGCAAAACUUAUGCUUACCAUGUAACUGCAAAGGCCAUGCAGACUACUGCGAUGACAUCACUGGUGUUUGUAAAAACUGCAGGGACCACAGUACAGGUGAUUUCUGUGAAAUGUGUGAAGAUGGCUACAUGCUGGCACGCAGCCCGGACGGACGCCACACCUGCCAACCCUGUGCCUGCCCCCUCUCCGUCCCCUCCAAUAACUUUGCAGUGCACUGUGACAGAGGAGGUGCCAUUCUGCGGUGCAAGUGCCAAGAAGGCUAUGCUGGACAUUUCUGUGAGAGGUGUGCUCCAGGUUACUAUGGCAACCCGAUGGCGAUUGGUAACUCCUGCAAGAGAUGUGAUUGUAACGGCAACUCCGACCCUAACCUGAUCUUCAACGAGUGCCACAACGUGACAGGCCACUGCCAGCACUGCUGGGGAAACACCGGCGGUGCCAACUGUGAGAGGUGUGCCCCGGGUUUCUACGGCGACGCCAUCAGUGCCAAGAACUGCAGAGAUUGCAAGUGCAACAAAUGUGGCACCUCUUCGUGCGAUGACAGGACAGGAGUGUGCCACUGCAAGCCGGGCGUCACCGGACGACUCUGUGACCAGUGUGAGGAGGGCUACUCUGGUUUCGCCAGCUGUCAGGGCUGUCGGAGGUGUGAAUGCGGGCCAGCUUCCAUCCGCUCCACCUGCCAUCCUCUCACCCUCAGCUGUCCGUGCCGCCCGGGGGCCGGAGGUCGUUACUGCCAGCGCUGCCUUCCAGGCUACUGGGACUACAGCCCCUCCGGCUGCCAGAAGUGUGACUGUGAGAGUGGCCACUGUGAUAUGCAUACAGGAGAGUGCCUGUCAGAGGCUGCAGUCAACCUGUGCAACAUCAGUUGUGAUGAGUGCAUUUGGCACCUGAUUGGGGAUUUGCGGCUGUCAAAUAAGACAUUGGACCAGCUAAAAGUUGGAGUGCUAAACAUCUCUACUGGUGCUGCCGCCAACGACAGGCUCAAAUACUACAACUACACUGCUCUUCGGCUGCAGACUCAGUUUCAAGGCUGGAGAAACAAGUCCUCCGUGAUGAAGGCCCAGGCUGCGGAGCUGGAGGAGGCCAAAGACGCUGUGGUGUUGGACAUCAAACAGCUGGGAGAAUCGGAGAGCGUGGUGAAGACUCUGGGGAACCAGCUGGAUAACGACACGUUGGAGACUUUGACCCUGGCUGAGCAGCUCAGCACAAACCUCACGGAUCUCAACGUGCGAAUCGAAGAGAUGAUCCAUGACUGGGAGCUAUACAGUGUCCACCAGGAUGUGGAUCCAGAGAUGGUCAGACGGAACUCUGAGGUGGCCCAGGGAAUGGUGACCUGGAUGAGAAAGCUGGAUCUGUCCCCACGAGAGCCCAUCGCCACUGACGAGUCAACUGAAGCCCACGAGCUGCUCAGGCGUAUCCGUCAGCUGGAGAAGAAGUUAAUGAUCACAGAUGGCCGCCUCCCACCUGUCAGGGAGCUCCUGUCCCGCUUCUCCAUCAAGCUGUCUGACGCUCAGGCCUUUCUACAGAAAGCAGCCAGCACCCUACAGGAGACGGAGGACAGGAACAAAGCCAACAUCCUCAAAUUCCAGAGAAAUGAGGCGAGGCAGCAGAGGCUGGCAGAGGACCACACUGCUGUCAAUGAAACACUGGAUAUAGCCAGAGGCUCCAUCUCUGAAACAGAGAGGACUGUGGCUGAGGUGGAUGCUUUAGUGCAGAAUGUGACAGAGUACCAUGCAGCAAUCGAUGGCGCCAGCCAAAUGCUGAUGGAGAAGACUGAGCGUCUCUCGCUGGCUGACAGAGCACUGGUGCAGAGGGCCGACGAUCACGCUGAGGAGCUGGAGAAACACGCCAACGAACUGGAGGAGGAUCUGAGAGAGAGCGAUGCCAAUGGCUUUGUGCAGAGAGCCAUAAGUGCAGCCAACGUCUACAACAACAUAGUGAAAUACAUCGAUGAUGCCAAUAUUACCUCGCUCACCACCCUCAACUUAUCCCAAAGAGCUGAAGAUGCCAUCACUGGGAUUAAUGCGCAGCUUGGGUACCUGGUAAAGCAGAGCGACAAUGUUUUCAAGGAGUCUGUUUCAUUACAUUCAGAACAAAUUGAGGUAGAAGGUGAGGUGGUUGACAAGCUGAAAUACAUUGAGGAGACCAAAGAGACCAUGGAGGAUAACACCAAUAAACUUGCCAAGAUAGUGGAGAGUAUCAGUGGAAUUCACACAGACCGAACACCACAGCGACUGGAGUUCACCCUGAAGGUGGCUGAGGGGACUCUCAACCGCUCCGCAGAGGUUCUUCAAACUGUCACCCCCAUCACCAGCAAGGUGGAGGAGUGGGCCACCAACAUGAGGAACAAUGAAUACUCUACAGAUGCUUAUGAGCAGGCCGUCUUGUCUGCUGGGGAAGCAGUGGAGAACCUGAAUUUUCUCGUUCCUGAGCUGCUAGACAAGCUGAAGGUUGUCGAGGAGAAGAAGCCUGUCAACAAUGUGACCACCAACAUCAUCAGAAUCAGAGAGCUCAUAGCCCAGGCCAGGAGUGUGGCCAAAAAAGUCCAAGUGUCCAUGAAGUUCAAUGGUCAGUCCUCAGUGGAGGUUCAUCCUCACAGCAACCUGGAGGAACUGAAGACAGUGACGUCCAUCAGCUUGUUCAUGAGAGUGGACCCUGAUAAGGAUCCCAUAGAGGACCGUUUUAUCUUAUACCUGGGAGACAGAAAUGGUAGGAAAGACUACAUGGGACUGGCCAUCAAGAAUGACAACCUGGUGUACGUGUACAACCUCGGGGGUGAAGAUGUCGAGAUCCCACUGGGUUCAAAGCCUGUCAGCCAAUGGCCCGCAGUCUUCAACUACAUUAAAGUGGAGAGGCUGGGCAGACAUGGAAAAGUCUUCCUCACCAUCCCCAGUCAGAGCUUCGCAGACGAGCAGAAGUUCAUCCAGAAAGGCGAGGCUCCAGGCUCUGACUCACUGUUUGACAUCGACCCAAAGGAUAUAGUGUUCUUUGUUGGUGGCGUCCCACCAGAUGUCAAGCUUCCACCUCCUCUGAGUCUGGCUCCUUUUGUGGGUUGCAUCGAGUUGGGUUCGCUGAACAACGACGUGAUCAGUCUAUACAAUUUCAAAGAGACUCACAAAAUGGAUGUAGUUGCAUCAACACCGUGCCCCAGGUACAAGUUGGCGUUUUCCCAGAGUCGUAUUGCGAGCUACCUGUUUGAUGGAACAGGCUAUGCACUCAUCAAUAACAUUGAGAGGAGGGGCAAGUUUGGUGUUGUCACAAGAUUUGAUAUUGCAGUGCGAACUGUCGCAAACAAUGGCAUCCUUUUCCUCAUGGUCAAUGGGGACAAAUAUUUCCUUUUAGAGUUAAAGAAUGGCUUCCUGCGCCUAAUGUACGACUUUGGCUUCAGCAGUGGCCCGCAAAUUUUUGAGAAUAAUUUGCCCAAGCUGCAAAUAAAUGACGCACGAUACCAUGAGGUGUCCGUGAUCUACCAUCAGUCAAAGAAGGUUAUCCUACUGGUGGACAAGAGCCAUGUCAAAUCCAUGGAGAAUCCAAAAACCACUCUGCCUUUCUCAGAUAUCUACAUAGGAGGGGCUCCCUCAAGCAUUCUCAAAUCUAGGCCCGAGCUGUCUGCUGUCGAAGGCCUGAAAGGCUGUGUGAAAGGUUUCCAGUUCCAGAAAAAAGACUUCAACCUGCUGGAGGAGCCUGGCACCAUUGGCAUAAGCAGUGGCUGCCCUGAGGAGUCAUUUAUGUCCCGUAAAGCCUAUUUCACCGGAGAGAGCUACCUGGGAUCCACGGCAAAGAUUUCACCUUUCGACAACUUUGAAGGAGGCCUCAACUUUAGAACGCUGCAGCCCAGUGGACUCCUGUUCUACCACAGUGAAGGGUCUGAUGAGUUCAGCAUCUCCCUGGAGAACGGAGCAGUGUUGCUGAACUGCAGAGGCACACGAGUUAAAUCACACAAAAAGCAAUACAAUGACGGAAGGACACACUUCUUAGUGGCCUCGGUGAACAAUCAGAAGUAUUCACUGCUGGUGGACGACAAGGACAAGCAGGACAAAAAACGUCCAGCAUCAGCCACGAGAUCCUCAUUGGAUCCUGCCAUAAAGACCUUCUACUACGGAGGGUCUCCGAACAGCAGCUUCAAGAACUUCACAGGCUGCAUCAGCUACGCCUACGUCAACAGACAGGACCAGGACAUUGAGCCUGAGGACUUCCAGCGGUACACAGUGAAGGUCCAGACCUCCCUGCAGGACUGUCCAGUCCAGCGCCCCCCUGCUGCUUUGCUGUCAAGGCACAGGGAACACACUUCUAGAGCCAAACAGAACCAAUCGCAGAAGGUAAGCAGGGAGUCUAGCCUCCCUCUGGGCCUGAUGGAACUCAAAGGUGAUGACCAGGAGCCAUCAGAGGUGAACAUCGAACGCUGCUACCUCUCCUCAAGUCCCAGAGCACCCCGCCGAGCCUUCCACUACGGUGGCAUCGCCAACAGCAGGCAGCACUACACAGACCUCCCAGACUCCUUCUCUGAGCGGUCCCACUUCUCCUUGUCCCUGAAGACCCACUCAUCCUUUGGCCUCAUCUUUUAUGUAUCUGACAUUCAAGAGGACAACUUCAUGGCUCUCUUCCUGGCCCACGGGAAGCUCGUAUACACCUUCAAUGUGGCGGACCAAAGAGUCAAAAUCAAGAGCGAGGAGAAAUACAAUGACGGUGCAUGGCACAAUGUUAUUUUUAUCCGUGCUGGGAGUAUGGGGCGGUUAAUAAUUGAUGGGCUCACAGUGCUGGAAGAGAGAGCUCAGGGAAGCAACAUCUCCUGGCAUGUCAGCAGUCCCAUCUAUGUGGGAGGAGUUCCUCCAGGGGCAGCCCAGAGGAAUGUUCAGAGAAACUCUGCAUACAGCUUCACCGGCUGUUUGAAGAACCUUCAGCUCAACGGGCAGUGGCUGUCCUCCCUGGCAGACACUUUUGGGGUCACUCCAUGCUUCGAGGGACUCUCAGAGGCAGGAACAUACUUCUCAGAAGAAGGAGGAUAUGUCGUGCUGGAUGAAACGUUUGACCUCGGGCUGAGGUUUGAGCUGGUGAUGGAGGUGCGCCCCCGUGUGGCAUCUGGGGUGCUACUGCAUGUGCGCUCAGCAGAGGGCUAUUUCACUAUGUACAUCCACCGAGGGGAGGUGGUGGUCCUCGUGAACGAUGGGUCUCGUGAGUUCUCCACAAAGGUGUCACCGAAACAGGGUCUGUGUGCUGGCAACUGGCACAGAAUCACUGUGAUCCGGGAUUCCAAUGUUGUCCAGCUGGAUGUGGACUCUGAGGUCAACCACGUGGUGGGACCUCUGAACCCCAACUCCACGGAUACCAAGAAGCCGGUGUUUAUCGGUGGAGCUCCAGAUGACUUCCUCCCAGAAAGAAUCGCCACCAGGAAGGCCUAUGUCGGCUGUAUGAGGAGCCUGACCAUCAAUAACAGCCAAGUGAGCUUCAGCAAAGCUGUUCUGGUCAGUGGAGCAGUCAGCGUUGGAACCUGUCCAGGGGCAUAACACUUGUGUCCAUGCCAUCACUGUCCCCCAAUACAGCACUGACCAAACACAUUAAAACUCUCUUUCUGUAAAACAUAGCCAUUAAGAGAGGCAUUGUCACUGUUCUUUUCUCUCUUUGUCAGAUGUCUGACCUGUCUUUUACUGUAAUUUGUCUCGUUCAUUGUUUUACAUGAAAAUAUCUCAUGCCAAGAAUACGACCAAAUGACCCUAAAUUUAAAAAUGAGCAGGAAAAAAACCCAUCACUUAUAAGAGAAUGUGAACAGAUUUCAGGUUCAGAGCCAUUCUGAGGAUCCUACAGUGUAUCCAUAAAUUAGACUUUAAUCAUUUCUCCAUAAUAGAAAGUCUUUACUUCAGUUUUUUAUAAUCUCACUGGCACAUUUUUUCUACAAGCUCAUGUUCAAAACUUUCCUUUUUGUACUGUUAUUUCUGAUGAAUAAAAAUAUUUUACAUCCACA
This is a messenger RNA of Morone saxatilis (striped sea-bass), 6583 nucleotides long. RefSeq names its product laminin, alpha 4 (gene lama4). The record is from RefSeq and is a predicted model, not a curated record. Gene Ontology annotation, molecular function: signaling receptor binding. Gene Ontology annotation, biological process: regulation of cell migration; regulation of cell adhesion; cell adhesion. The coding region runs from base 492 to 6128 and encodes 1878 amino acids. Lineage: Eukaryota; Metazoa; Chordata; Actinopteri; Moronidae. The transcript is spliced from 40 exons.